CCAUGCGUGCGCGCGCUCAGAAGUAGGAAAUAUGGCGGCGCUCAUGUCACUGACUCAGAUAUCAAGUGGCAACCCUGUGUAUGAAAGUUUUUACAGACAGGUGGAUCCUGCAAACACAGGAAGGGUCGGAGCAGCUGAAGCAGCUCAGUUUCUGAAGAAGUCGGGUCUGUCGGACAGUACUCUGGGAAAAAUAUGGGACUUAUCAGACCCAGAAAGAAAGGGCUUCCUGGACAAGCGGGGUUUCUUCAUCGCCCUCAGGCUGGUGGCCUCAGCACAGAGUGGUAAUGAUGUCAGCCAGCACAGUUUGAGCCAGACUGUGUCAAUACCUGCACCUAAAUUUAGAGACACAUCCAGUCCAUCUCUAAUAUCGACAGCUUCUAGUGACUCUGGUUGGACAAUAAAGUAUGAUGACAGAGCGAAAUAUGAUGGCAUAUUUGAGAGCCUCCUGCCAGUCAGUGGCCUUCUUUCAGGAGAUAAAGUGAAACCAGUCCUCAUUAAUUCUAACCUGCCCCUAGAUCUCCUUGGGAGGAUUUGGGAUCUUAGUGACAUUGAUCGAGAUGGCCACUUGGAUAAAGAAGAAUUUGCGGUGGCCAUGCAUCUGGUUUAUCGAGCCAGAGAGAAAGAACCCAUUCCCUCCAUGCUUCCCUCCUCCCUCAUCCCUCCAUCUAAACGUAAGAAGAUAGGAGGUGCUCUGCCUGGCUCUGUGCCUGUGCUGCCCUCCAGCCCCUUCCUCAUGAAGGAAAGUCUUCGCUCCACUGUGCCCCUCUCCUCCAAGAGUCCUCUGACCACGGCCUCCGGUCUCUCACCAUCCAACUCCUUCAAGAGCUCUAGCCCCAGUCCCAGCCCUAGCCCAGCACCACUGCAGCUUGCUGUCUCGACGAGCUGGGUGGUGCCUCAGGAGGACAGGGAGCAAUACGAGGAAAUCUUUGAGCUGGCUGACUCUGAUUUUGAUGGCAUGGUGGGAGGAGGGGAGGUUAAGGACAUUUUCAUAAACUCAGGACUGCCACAGAGUGUGCUGGCUCACAUCUGGUCUCUGGCAGACACUAAAUCUGUAGGCAAGCUAACAAAGGAGCAGUUCUGUCUGGCUAUGCAUCUGAUCCAGGAGAAGGUGAAAGGGACUGAUCCUCCUCAGAGUCUGACCCCCGAAAUGAUUCCCCCCUCAGAGAGGGGCUCUGCUGCUUCUGCUGCCUCUAGUACAAUUUCAUCAGACUUCUCAUCCUCAGUGGGAUUUGAUUUGGCUGGACUGUCCAGUGUUUCCAGAACAACUCCAUCAGAAUUUUCAUCCUCAGUGGGAUUUGAUUUAGCUGGACUGUCUGUGUCCAGCAUGUCCAGAGAUAUCAGUAGCAAAGUGACUCCAGUGGAGCUGACGGGAGUUAAAGAGCUGGACGACAUCAGUCAGGAGAUCUCUCUGUUGCAGAGUGAGAAGCGCAGCAUAGAGCAGGAGAUCAGACAAAAGGAGGAUGCUCUUCGGCAGAAGAACAGCGAAAUCCAUAGCAUGCAGGGCGAGCUGGAGCGUGAGAACAGCGGUCUGAACGAGCUGGACCUGCAGAAGCUGAGCGCCCAGGACAAACUGCAGGAGAUGGGGCAGCAGAAGAGCAAGCUGGAGGGCAUGGUGACCGAGGCCAAGAGCAAGUACAGCGAGGAGACCAGCAAGAUCUCCUCUCUGCAGGCGCAGAUCCAGUCUCAGGAGAUGGACCAGCAGGUGCAGGAGAAGGAGAUGAACCGAACCAAAACAGACCUGUACUGUCUGGAGCAGGAGGAAAAACAGCUGGAGGAGAACAUCAGAGCAGGCCAGGCCAAACUAGAGAGCAUCCUCAAGCUGCUGAAGACCUCACAGAAUGAGAUGGAUGAUACUCAGAGUGAGCUCUCGCAGAUCCAGGACAGCCAGAAGGAGCUGAAUAAAUUCAUCGACCGCGUCAACAAAGUUCUUAACAGCAACUCGAGCAACCUGGCUGAGAUUGACCAGCUGCUUGCUGAAGAGAGCUCUACACCCAGUGCCACUGUGGAGGACUCCUUCAGGUCGAGGCUGGCGGUGUUUAAUACGAACGCCACUCAGGCCCACAGCGCGGACCCCUUCCAGACCGAGGAUCCCUUCAAAAGUGACCCGUUCAAUAAAGCUGAUCCGUUUGGUGGAGAUCCCUUCAAACAGAGCGAUCCUUUUAAAGACCCCUUCAGCAGCUCCGAUCCCUUCUCUAAGACCAGCCCUUUUGGCAGACAGGGGAGUUUCGCAUCAAGCAGUUCUCCAAGGUUUAAAGACUCAGAUCCCUUCGCUACAACGGACCCUUUUGGCGGCGACUCUUUUGGCGGGAGCGGUGGGUUUGCAAACUUUGGAAAUAUGUCAAAGGAGCCCAGCCCUGGACGUCCUAUAGGCAGAAAACCCACGUACCCGCUGCCACCUCCUAAAAAGCCUGUAGUCUUGAGACCGGCUCCUCCACCUUAUGGCUCGAGUUCAGCAGGAGCUCCUGCAGGGCUUCCUUCUCGUAGCCAGGCUCUCGGUGCUCCUCACGUUCGAAAGCCGCACGACGUAUCUCUCUCCUCGUCCCUGUCCAAUAGAUCUGCUGUAAACGCCCCCUCUGCGUUUGCAGACUUUAGAGCUCUCGGAAGUGAGGUAGAGCAGCUGGAGUGGGCCAAACGAGAAAGCAAGAGGGAGGAGGAGGAGCGUCGGAGGAGGCUCCGCCUCCAGGAGCAGCAGGACCUGGAGCUGGCUCUCGCUCUCAGCAGGGCUGACAUGUCUAGAACGUGAGACGGGUCUUCAAAAGCUGCCUUCUUCACUUCCCGACUGCCCGACACUGCAAGAAGAAAACCAAAACCAACAUGUAUGUAGAUACAGUACCCGUCAAAAGUUUGGACCCUAUUUUUAUUAGUGGAUUAAUAUUGAAGACACUGAACUAUGAUUAAACUUAUAUUUUCAGAAAUUCCCUCUGGGAUUAAUAAAGUAUCUAUCUAUCUAUCAAUUUAUCUACAGUUUAGAAUUAUGUACUAAACAAAAAAGUAUUUGGCCUCAACUAUCUAAAAACAGAUGGUUUGGGUUGAUUUGGGAUCCAAAUCCGGUCUUUUACAUAAAAUGUGAACACAGUAUGUCAUUUGUGUCGUAGUGUGAACAGCAAAAAAUGCACUGAAUUAUUAAAACCACUUCUUAUACAAAAUUGUGAUUUUGAAACCCAAUACAUAUCUAAUGUGCAAUAAUUCUACUCUUUCUGAAUGGCCAGAUUGGAAUUCAUGCGGCACUCAGUGAGUAGAUGGCAAAAUGACCAUGAUUUAAUGAUUAAUAAUAAUAAUUAAUCAUAUUAGAAGGCUUGUGUCACAGUCAUGCUGUGCUUCUAAUAAAUUAUUUUAAUCUGAACGUAGCUACAGAUCAUGGCUGCAGCUUCAAAGUGAAAAAAAUAAACUAAAAACCUGUCUGUGUCCAAAUAAUGUGUCCUUUUUACAGCUCAAGUGAAUUUUCAGUGAUAAAUCCAGGAUGAAACUGAAACUUCAUGUGAAGCAAAUGUCAAAAAUGGGUCACAUUAAAAAGAUUGCCAAAAAUAAGCAUCAGAUUUGUUCCGAAAAUCUGAUUUGGGCCUUAGAAUUCAAAGUAUAAUACACAUUCUAAUUUGUUAAAGACAUUUUUGUUGCUGCCUAAUUCCAUAUGUGCUCUUUCAUAGUUUUUAGUCUUCAAUAUUAAUCUACAAUAUAGAAAAUAAUACAAAACAAAGACUUAAAUUAUUGAAUGGGAAGGGAUGUGUCCAAACUUUUGACUGGUACUUAGUGUAUGCCUCCAGAGAUCAACAUGGGUCUACUGAAUGGACCCACUGCUAUUCUUAGUGUUCAACAUUCCCAAGAGCUCAGAGUCUCCUACUUUACCUAGUCUGCUGCUAAACAAACACAUGACCCUGUCCUACACAAACACAGACCCAGUCAAGCCAUUCAGACAACCUUGAUAUAUUUGUAAGAGUAGGACCACACAGCAUGGAUGUAAUUCUAAUUUAUUUAUUGCGGUUAUAUUGCUAUAUAUAUAUAUUGCACUUUCUAUAUAACUUAGGCAGAAGUAUAUAGUUGGCCUUUUUAAUUGAUUGCCUUUUGAAAAAAAUGUUUGCAUUGAUUCAUCAGAACAAUCACAGAAAUUUCAUCUACAGCUAAAUCAGAGAGGAUAAGUCAGGUCAGAUUGUGACAGCACAAACUUAAACAUCUAGUGAACAAGCAUUUAGUGACUAAAGCCCUUUUCAGAUGUGAUUUGUUUUACACUGGGAGGUGGGGAAAAAAUAUUGAUUAAAAAGAUUUUUUAAUUAUUAUUUUGUAGAUUAUUUUUUUUUAAAUGUCCUGCUCUCACCCAAAUAAGUAAAGAUUAUGGCGCUGUUUUUCUUCUACGAAUGUGCUCUAAAAAUACCUUCAGGUCAUAUUAAUCUUAUGUAAAUCGGCAUUUAAAGGUAAAUAUUCCAUCAAAUAGUGUGGAAAAGGAGUUUUUACAGCUUUGCUCAAGUAUGGAGGCGCUUUAGGAGGCGAUUAGCUUCAUUUUGCAUUUUUUACAUUUAGAGUUGAAGACAGUACAUAAAUGGAGUAGUUACUCCCAUCUCAUUCACUUCUAUAGAAAUUUCUCCUCCUGUACUAAUCAGUCAUAAAUUCUAUUGACGUUCUUUAGUAAAAUUACAUAACCCACCCCCUUAGAUGAAACUAAUCCCAUUUUAAUUGAUUUUAGCUCAGUUAGAAUGCAGCAUGUCCUUCAUUUAUAUGUCCUGCUCUCUCCCACAUUAGUAAAGAUUACGCCGCUGUUUUUCGUCUUUAAAAUUAGCUUUAACAAUACCUUCAGAUCAAAUUAAUCCCAUGUAAAUCGACAUGUAAAGAUAAAUAUUCCAUCAAAUAGUGUAGAAAACGAGUUGUCACAGCUUUUCUCAAGUAUGGAGGCGCUUUAGGAGGCGUUUAGCUUCAUUUUGCAUGGCACAAAUAUCACAGGCGUAUUAAUAUUUUAUCACAUUGUUUUGGAGUUGAAGACCGUACAUAAAUCGAGUAGUUACUCCCAUCUCAUUCACUUCUAUAGAAAUUUCUCAUCCUGUACUAACCAGUCAAAAAGAUACUGGUGUUCUUUAGUAAAAUUGCAUUACCAUGCAUCCCCAGAUAAAACUAAUCCCAUUUUCAAUGAUUUUAGCUCAGUUCGAAUUCGGCAAGUCCUUAAUUUCCUAAAUUUCCUUCGGAUAAAUAAAGUAUCUAUCUGUCUAUUUAUAUGUCCUGCUCUCUCCCACAUAAGUAAAGAUUACGCCGCUGUUUUUCAUCUUUAAAAUUUACUUUAACAAUACCUUUAUCUCAUAUUAAUCUUGUGUAAAUCGACAAUUAAAGAUAAUUAUUUCAUCAACUAGUGUGGAAAAUUAGUUUUGUCUCUUAGGUGUUCUAGGAGACAUUUAGCUAUAUUUUGCAUGGCACAGAUAUCACAGGCUUAUGUCAUUGUGUAGCAUAGCCUAUAGCCUUCAUAUAUGUAACAAACAUUUAGCUGCUAAUUUUGUUCAACUUAAAUUUCAUUAUUACUUAAGCCUGUCGUGAUGACACAUUUAUUUGGAACAUAAUACAGUCUCAGAAAAAAUAUCAUUGCCAUUAUAUGAUCAUUUUAUGCCACAUAUAAAGGGUAAUAUUAUAGAAUAAUAAUGCAAUUACAUACUUUUAAAGAGCUAUAAACGUAAGAAUGUUUAGAUAUGCUGCACAAAUAACACAAACUACAAAAACAAUACAGACUCACGCAUAUACGCAAAUGAGAUCUUUUUUCUAAGUGAACACAAUUACGUUUCUAACCUCAUACUUUAUUGAUAAGUCGAUAAUAUAAUUAUUACUGUAGGUGGGUAAUAAGAUGAUCACGUUUUGUGCUUAAAAUACAUUUUAUCACGUUGUUUUGCAGUUGAAAACGAGUAAAUCGAGUAGUUACUCCCACCUCGUACAAAUGUGUUGUCCUGUACGAAUCGGACGUAAAUUGGAAUUUUUUUUUUUUUUUUUAGUAAAAUUACAUUACCCCGCCUCCUCAGGUAAAACUAAUCCUGUUUGAACAGGGCUUUAGUGAACUUUAGUGAAUAUUUGCAGCAGGCCUAGUAUGGAAAAAGCCAUAGUUAACAUCCAAGUGCCUUCACAGAAUGAUCUGCAGUGUGCCUUCAUUUAAAUUCCAGAUAAUAGGAACCUAUACUUGCCUUUAUAUUGUAAACACUGUGCUGCAAGGAGGCAGGUUCAGAGCUUCAUCUGUAGCAGGCUCCACCCACAAAGAAGGAGAGAGAAAGAGAGAUAGAGAGAGAGAGAGAAAGAGAGAGAGAUAUUGCAGGAAUAGCAAACCACACGUGCAUCAGCUUCUGUAGCAGAUACUUAUCUAAUGUGUUUUACAAAGGUUUUGCACAGCUUUUGUGAUACCUCUGCUAAAUAUAGCUUUCCACUCCAAGACCCAAGUGCUAUACACUGAAUAUCUCCGCUUGUGUGGCCUUUUUCUAUACUCCAUUCUCUUCACGCUCCUCAAAAACUGUAUAAAACCCUGAGUUCAGUGAGGAUAGUGUGUUUAUAGAAGAUAAAUGAAGGUCUAUAAAUGCACUAAAACCAAAUAUCUUUGUCCCGUUGUUCCAUAAUAUAACUUACAAUGCUCAUUGCAUUAGUUUGAGGAGAAUUUGAUUUGAUUUGAUUGAAGGAUCCCGCUUCAUAUUACACAGAGAUCAUUCAACUUAGUGUUUCCACAUAAAACAGCAUGGCUAAUACUCAGUUCCAGCCAAGUGUUCCGCCUUAAUUGUUCAGCUCCAACCAAAGAAUGUGGUAAACACUCCUACUGUAAGUUAACAAGAGACGAAAAGUACUGUAAGCCCAUGUAGACUGUGUGUAUGUAUAUAUAGUGUCAUUUUGUGGUUUCCUAUUAGCAUCCAGUUGUCAGAUUCACAAAAGACAGCUAAAGAAAAACAUACGGGGGCUCCGAGUGGUCCAGCGGGCUAAGCACCGCCACUGUGAUCAGGAGAUCGUCAGUUCGAAUCCUGUUCAUGUAGUUUGCCACCAGCUACCGGAGCCCUGAGAGAGCACAAUUGCACCUUUCUCUCUCUCUCUGGGUGGGUAGAUGGCGCUCUCUCCCCACAUCACUAAUCCAAAGGGUGAUGUCGAUCAGCACAAGGCUGCAUCUAUGGCUAUGUAAAUUGGGGAGAAAAUGGGAUAAAAAUUUAAAAUAAAAUAAAAAAAAGGGAAAAACAUAAGAAGGAUAAACUUUCAGGAUAAAACUUAAUGUUCGUAAAUGCAGUUAUCAACAAAAUAUAUAGUAGCUGUGACUGAAAUGGAUUCCUCCUACUCCCUCGUUAGUAUUGUGCUAUAUAGGGUGAGACUAAACAUAAGCACACAAGUGAUUGGCUGAAUUGUGUUUAAAGUUUAAAGUCAUUUUCGUGUACUCACGCAUGCUGCGUUCCAAAGUUAAGUCUGCAUAGGCAUUCUAGAUAGGCUGCUAUGUUAUUUGUAGGCUGUUUCAAAGUGAAGGAUCAUUCAUAUAAAUCCAAGAAAUACAGCUGAUAUUUGGUGCGAUUUGAGGGACGCGACUGAUGUAUCCUUCCAAUUACGCACAAUUCACAGUGCACAUCCAAAGUGAGGGAAGCAAGGUUCAUUUUAAAAUUUUGAAAAUGUUUUAUAUAUUAUUUCUGUGAAGAAACUGAAAAAACUGUCCUACUUUUACUGUCACCUAGACUUUGGAACACAGCUUUCAAGCUAUCAAGACUCGUAAUUGUCACUGGCAUAUAAGAGUAGACAUAAAGUCUCCAGUUCAUAUUUUGUGGAACUCAUGUAGUAAGUUUUACUGUGUUCUAUAAAUGUAUGUGUUCAUUGUGAAAAUUUAUAUUGUGCUCAAAAUCACAUUUGAAUUUCAUUUUAUGAACAUGAUAUGAGUUUUCACAUUAACAAGCUGUGAUAACAUUGUGAAUAACAUCAAGCUCAAACUGCAUUACCCUUGACGAGCAACAGAGGGAGCUGUUGAUGCUGCAAAAUGGGAUUGUGUGACAUACUGAGGCUGGAUGUAGAGCGAGGCAGAGUAAAGCAGAGAGAGUGAGAGAUCCACAGUGAAUUCACACAGCAAAUUACUACUUCCAACAUUGUGAUUACACAUCUUAAGUUUUUGCCCAUAUCAUAAACUCCUGAAAAAAAGGAUCCAUUUCAGUCACAGCCAUUGAUUACAUCCUCACGGGUUUGUCUGUUAGAUACCAAAUACCGGUAACCAUAGUGCUCCCAACCCCGAUGCUAAACCCAAAUGCUCAUUUUUAAACCUCAGUAACCUCUUAUAUUCAAUAACUUUUUGUUUUAACGAACGCAAUAGCAGCUUAUUUGCAUGCAGCAUUUUCUUUUUUUAAUCACUGCCUAAUCCUAAGCUGUACAUAUGAAGAAGUUACAGCGCAACAUAAAUGCAUGUUAUUAUUAUUUAGAGCAAAAUAAAUAAAUCUUUAUGAUAUAAAAAUGUAUAGGGAGCCCAUGCACUCGCAUGUUUGUGUUUUCCCAGCUCAGGUGGACCCGACUCCGAAGUGAAGGACUUUAUUAGGACUUAUAAUGCAAGGAAUUAAAGUAAGUGUGCUACAGUGUGCAGGGAGACUGUUAAUAUGCAGUAACAUAUAUAUAUACAGAUCAGCCAUUUGUAGUCCUUUAUCUGUUUCUCUGCUUUCUCUGUUAACUUCUUUUCACCCUUUAGUUAUUCAGUGUUCGGGACCCCACAGGACCACUGAAGAAACGCUAUAGUUUGGAUGGUGGGUCAUUGAUUCUCAGCACUGCAGUGACUGCACUAGAUUAUGCGCUGGGUGUUAAUAGUGUGUGUUGUGCUGGUUUUAUGAGUGGAUGAGACACAGCAGUGCUGCUGGAGUUUUUAAACACCUUAGAUUCAAUGUCUUAAUGUCACUGCUGAACUGGGAAUAGUCCUUUGAGUGGCAUCCACUAGUGCCAUCAAAAUUUUACAUUGAAAUGCUCUGCGAUUUAUAUUGCGAUAUUAAACAAUGCAGGGCCCAUGAUGUCACCAGCCCCGCCCCCAACCAGGCGCUGUCUCGCGUCCAGACCAAUCAAGAGCUGAUUUAGCGCCAAGCACUCAAAACCUGAGGAAAACAGCAAAACAACAGUAAUAAACCCUUUAAUCAGGCAUUUUAAUGGCUUUUUAAAAGGUUAAUAGAGAUUUAUUCUGGGAUUAAAAGUGUGAAUUCAGCUGUAACUGGAAAUAUCAUCGCUGCAAAACUGUGCUGGACUGAGGUGCACAGCUUUUGACACGUGCGUUUACAAGCCAACCUCGCGCUUCUCAGGCAGCAGCAGCCUGUCCCUCACACAGACACAGAGACAGUGCUGUGUGUCUACUGUACUUCUUAUGUCAAGAAUCAAAACAUUGCAACAUGAUGUGUUUAGUUUAAUUGCCUUUUUAAGUGACAUCACACGUCUCGAUCACAAUGCUUAAACCAUAUAUCGUACAGCCAUAGAACAGUGUUUAAAAACUCCAGCAGCACUGCUGUACCUGAUCCACUCACUGUAUCAACACAACACACACUACUAACACCUCAUACACCACCACCAUGUCAGUGUAGUCACUUCAGAGCUGAGAAUCAGUGACCCACCACCCAAAGAAUAAUAGCUGCUCUGUGGUGGUCUAUCAUGGGUGGUCCUGACCAUAAAAGAACAGCUUGAAAGGGAAGCAGAUACAGAACUACAGUCUUUAAUUAUAGAACUACAAAGUGCUUCUAUAUAGAAACAAGAAUAUGGUGUUAAUAUUAUGGCUGAUUGGUGCAUCAUAUCCUAAUAAACCAAUAACUGUGCUUUAGCUUAGUGUAAAUGUAUGAUUUGUAAAUGAAUGAUGGUAAAUGAAGGCUUCUGUGGUAAGUUAGCAUGAUCUGAUUUGUAGCAUAUUCAGGUUGCUAGCUUGGAUAAAAAUGGUUUCCUUUAAAAAUCCCAGUGCUUCUACUGUAAUCUCUCAGAGUAGUGUUAAGAGUUGAAGUUUGGAGAAUAAUUGAACAAUACCCAAGUUAAUAUUUGUACGCAUUCCCAAAUACAAUACAUUUAUGUGAUUGUUUUUGCUUUUUUUUUGGAACCUGAGCUUUUCGCUAACGGUAAAACACUGUGUUAAAUGAAAUGAACUGCAAAAUGAUUGAACUUGAAAAAGUACAGAUGGUUGAUUUUAUGUUUUUGUUUUAUUUGGUUUUAGGAUGUACUUUUGUGGCCUUAUACUGUAUAUGUUGUUACAUUUUUAUGUUUUACUUUAUUUAUUGCACUCCUUAUGUACAACACUACUUCCUGCUACUCGCAGAAUAUAUCUAUAUUGCAGACAAAUGCUUAUUUAUACUUUUGUGAAGGUGUAGAAUUUCCCAUAUUUCCGCAUUACAAAUAAUGGAUUGGUGAAUUGUAUUUGCUUAGCUCUGACAUUAAACUUCUUUAUAAAUUAAA
Molecule: messenger RNA, 10362 nt
Organism: Astyanax mexicanus (Mexican tetra)
Lineage: Eukaryota; Metazoa; Chordata; Actinopteri; Characiformes; Acestrorhamphidae
Gene: eps15l1b
Product: epidermal growth factor receptor pathway substrate 15-like 1b
Exons: 25
Coding region: 32-2743 (903 amino acids)
Biological process (GO): endosomal transport; endocytosis
Cellular component (GO): cytoplasm; plasma membrane
Molecular function (GO): calcium ion binding; protein binding
Source: RefSeq, a predicted model, not a curated record